Molecule: messenger RNA, 2304 nt
Organism: Aureococcus anophagefferens
Lineage: Eukaryota; Pelagophyceae; Pelagomonadales; Pelagomonadaceae
Exons: 2
Coding region: 89-1885 (598 amino acids)
Biological process (GO): peptidyl-serine phosphorylation; intracellular signal transduction
Molecular function (GO): ATP binding; protein serine/threonine kinase activity
Source: RefSeq, a predicted model, not a curated record
UGAUGAUAUCCUUAUCUCGGUUGACAUUCAGCGCGCUGCCUUUACAUGCACACUCAAAGAGCUUUCUAGGGGCGCAUCAACAGUGGCUAUGGGACAUGUCAUAUUUCGAGGCCCAAAGAUUGCGGAGAUAACCCUGACAUUAGAUGUUUUGGGAUUUUCGAAACACAUUUCGCAAUCUAUGGCGAAUUUGCAUGAAGGACACUCAAACCUCUCCGCAGAUCUCCAGCGCAAGUCAUUUUUCAGUGACAAUAUUGAUGGUGCCGUCGCAGAAGAUGCACCACUUCAUCUGCCGCGAGUUAGUGACUACAUGUUCUCUCAUAAAUUGGGCCAAGGCGCUUUUGGUAAGGUCUGGCUUGCAAAAGAAGUUGCGUCGGGUAAUAUGGUUGCUAUUAAGACGUUGAAUAAAAAUUUCUUGGUGACUACCGGCCUAUGGCGGCGUGCAGCGACAGAAAAACUCGUGCUGGAGAUCAUGCAACAUCCAUUCAUAGUCAAGCAAUACUUUACGUUCCAAGACAAAGAGACAAUAUAUAUUGUCCUUGAGUAUGUCCCUGGGGGCACUCUAAGCCAGCUCCUCAAGUCACAGCCAGAAGGCUGUAUUACAGAGUGUCAUGCUCAGUUCUUAAGUGCCGAGAUUUUAUGCGCGAUCGAUUACUUGCACGAAAGAUUGAUAACAUUCCGUGAUUUAAAACCCGAGAACGUUCUCCUUUCUGCCAGCGGUCAUGCAUGUCUCACAGACUUUGGGUCUGUUGCUGUGCCCCAGUCAAUUGCAUCGUGCAUUGACAAGUCUAAAGAAAAUGCAGCAAAUGCAAGUUUUCCCUCAGACGACUUGCAAGGAAAAAGGGAUAUACGUACACGCCGAACAAUGGUGAGCCUCCAUGGGUCGCCUCUUUUCAUGGCUCCAGAGAUCAUUCGUGGCUCAGGCUACGGACCAGAGGUUGACUUCUGGUCUUUUGGCGUCUUGCUUUACGUAAUGCUCGCCGGGCGACACCCGUUCGACGACAACUCAGAUGGCGACAAAAUCAUCACUCACGUCCUUCGUCGUUCUCCUCAUCCCCUCGCGAUCACAGACGCUCGCAUUUCUGAUGCUGCCCGUGACAUCACUAGACAGCUCCUCAAGACCGACCCAGAUGAGCGCCUAGGUGCCGAGGCCGGGCCGUCUGCAGUCAAAGAACACAUGUUCUACAGGGGUCUAGAUUGGAGUUCACUUCUACGAAAAACCCUCUCGGUGCCUCUUCCCCUCUGCUUGGAUGGCGUGGUUCGGACUACUGGAGCAUCUGGUGAUUGCUUUUCUGACUUCCACAACUAUUCUCGGCGCACCACUCUUGGUAUUGAUAGUGAACCUACACGUCAUACACCUAGCAGCGAAUUCGAAGGUGAUGAUUCAUCACCGGCUUCUCAGAAGCUCGCGACAAAUCUGCGGCAUCGUACAGCCAUGCUCAGACGCUAUUUUGCUCUCCGAACUCAAUGUUGUGUGGAAAAUGAAGCUUGGGCUGGCGUCCUAGAUGAUGUUUGUGUUCACUCAGAGCCCAAGCUACCGUACCGACCGCAGUACAUGGGUUCUUCACGGAAGUUGAGCGCAACGCAGCGUGUAUUCCUCAUUGGGAUUGAAGACAUUGUCGCAGACAAUCUCGCCGCUCGAUCUGCCUCUGGACUGAAGCAGGUGCGCGAUCUUGAGUUUGCUCUUGUUGACGUCAUCCACGACCAGGAUCAGCGUGUAUCUAUGUUUCAGUGGUCCAUGCGCUCAAAGAGACUCAAUACAGCAUGCAUGGGGGGGGGGAGAGCCACCUUUUCUACCGUGGGUCACAUCAAAACCAUGGAUAUCGUUGUCGAUAUUCAUGGAUUUAUGGAAAAGAUUGCCCGUGCGGAGGCAGUUUGUGCACACUAGAUGCCAGGAGCGUUCUACUCGCAGGCUAACGACAUCCAUGCCUGGAGCUCAUGGAUGUCUGACACUACGAAGAUGCCCAGCAACUGGCAGCCUAAUGGCGCAAACCUCUAUAGGGCCAUUGGCAAAAGAAAGCACAAAGGUAGCUAAGUAGCGACAUGUGGGCUGGCGUACGAGGCCUGGUGUUAGAAUUGUUCACUGUACUUGCAUUGCGGAAGCAUUGUUUCCGGCAACUUGGGCGAGUUCAACACGGUAGUGAGUUAGACCAAGCGCGGCCCGUCAGCCUUCAUUUCCGGCAUUCCUUCGCUCAACUUGAGCUCAGCCUCCCCUUGUGGAGCCCGCGGGAAACUCGACGCUUUCUAGUUUGGGCCCCACCCGCCCCCCCCCCCCCCGCGCCUGAGUAAAGCCCCCAGCUGCCGACC